Messenger RNA from Ctenocephalides felis (cat flea), 1821 nucleotides. RefSeq lists its product as uncharacterized. Gene Ontology annotation, biological process: regulation of translational initiation. The record is from RefSeq and is a predicted model, not a curated record. The transcript is spliced from 5 exons. Lineage: Eukaryota; Metazoa; Arthropoda; Insecta; Siphonaptera; Pulicidae. Bases 1 to 1785 code for a protein of 594 amino acids. Gene Ontology annotation, molecular function: translation activator activity.
AUGGAUAGUUGUUGUAAUAAAAUAAUCGAUGCUAUUCGUUCAAUUGAUGUUAAUGGAGACGAUGGAAUUAAAUUGAAUCAGAAAUUUAAAUAUAUACAAAGUGUAUUUCAAAAGGAAUGUACUAGUGCUAAACAUUUGAGAGAUAUCUUCAGCAAACUGAACGAGCAAGCGUUAAAUGAUUCCAUUUUUGCAGAACAAUUAGCAGAAUUUGGUGCAUCAAGAUUGUUUCAAACUUUGGAAAUAUUUAGUCAAAAAUUAUUACUGCUCAUGGUUAAUUUAAUGAAGGAAAAUUAUUUGAGAUUGGAUGAAAUGCAAGAAUCGAAUUUGGAUGAAUUGUUCAAUGCAACAACGUUGUUUAGCCAGUACUACAGCAAGGCACGAUCACCAGAAGGUUUACCAUAUGACUGGCUCGUAAAACCUCUUUUGGAAUAUUUGAAAACAUUUCUAAAUUUGAACACAAAAAGGUCAGCUAAAGAAUUCACAACACAGAUUACAUUAAAUGGUGAACGAAUAGCAAAAUCCCACCCCAAAGAAUAUGCAGAACUUUUAAACCUGUUACGUCAAAGAAUUUACUUAGACGAAUCAGAGGAUAAAUCAAUUAGAUUAUGGUACAUGUUUUGUUUAGAUUAUUCGUACACAUAUUGUCCGUCCAUGAAUCCAAAAGUGGAACAAUUUUAUAAUGGAUUGUUAAAGGAAUUUGUGGAUAACGAGGAAACCUCUGUUGAAAAUAAACAGACUGAAAUUAAUGGAACUGAGGAGGUUAAAAGUGAGCCAAAGAAAGAUGAUGAGAACAAAAAAGUUUUAAGUCGUAGUUCUAGUGUAGUUAAAGAAAUUAGUAGUAGACGUCCAAGUAGAGAAGAAAUUAUUAGAGCUUCUAUUGAAAAUAUUAAUAGAGCUGUAGAACAAACAAGUAUAGUUGAGCCAGAACAAAAUUCUGUUGAUAAACAGCAUACAACAGUUGAGCAUGUUACAACUGUUCAAAGUGCAGCUAAAAUUUCUGCUGAAAAUCUAAAUAACCCUUUUGAUCAAACCUCCAGGACCGAACAAGUUAAAACCUUAAGUAAAGACACUGAUGUACCUACAAAAACAGACAUAUCUAAUGAUUAUGUUAAUAAACAACCCUCGACAAAUCCUGCAGUAACUUCCAGAUCAUUCAGACCACCUAUGAAGACAGCACAAAGUGACCGUUUAAAUGAGGCUGAUGCACUAGUUUCAAAUCUAUGCCAAAACAUUGCAAGAUGCUCCGGAGAUGCCUCAAGACAAUUUUUCAGUUCCAGAAACCAAACAAACACAAAAUCCUCUCCCAAUGGACGUUGGACUUACAAUGAUAAUGACUAUAAAACAUCUCACAGAAAUGAUAAUGAUUUCAAACCGACUCAGAGGACCGAUAAGUUCAAAAUAGAAUAUGGUAAUAAUGAUAAUGAUUUCAAAUCAACUCAGAGGACCGAUAGGUUCAAAAUAGUUUGUGGUAAUAAUGAUAAUGAAUUCACAACUCAGAGGACCGAUAAGUUUAAAAUAGUAUGUGGUAAUAAUGAUUCAUUUAAACCGAAAUCAGGUGGUAUUUUAUCACCUCGUGAAAGACUCCGGUCUCAUUUGAAUAAAAAUAAACAGUCGCUGCAACAAGAGCCUCCACAGAAUGAACAAAAGAAAAAGACUAUAAAAUCUUAUUUGAAAUCUGAGUAUGUAGAGAAUUUAACAUGGAAUCAUGUUGAUGAUCAACAAGAUUAUUAUCCUGAAAAAAAUGAUAUAUCGCCUCGUUUUAUAAAUUAUCUACAAAGGAAUUAAUUGCAUUUUACUUUGUAGUAUAUAUUAUUUUGAAUA